Messenger RNA from Aaosphaeria arxii CBS 175.79, 1635 nucleotides. RefSeq names its product MFS general substrate transporter. Lineage: Eukaryota; Fungi; Ascomycota; Dothideomycetes; Pleosporales. Gene Ontology annotation, cellular component: membrane. Bases 1 to 1635 code for a protein of 544 amino acids. The record is from RefSeq and is a predicted model, not a curated record. The transcript has 3 exons. Gene Ontology annotation, biological process: transmembrane transport. Gene Ontology annotation, molecular function: transmembrane transporter activity.
AUGGAGAAACCAGAAGUCGUAAAGUCGGACUCCUCCUCCAAUGAUGCUCCGCGCAACCACUCCAUAACCUCCCACCGCUCAAUCAACAGCAUCCGCCACCAUGGCAAGCAAUCCAAGCGCGCCGCAGAAGUCGAGCGCAUCGAUGCGAUGGCCACCGCCCCCGGCGUGACCAUGGAAUCGUUCGCGCAUCUCGACGAGAAGAAGAUCCUGCGGAAGAUGGAUCUGCGCUUGAUUCCCAUGCUCGCCCUUUUGUACCUUCUUUCUUUCCUCGACCGUGGUAACAUUGGCAACGCGAAGAUCGAGGGCCUCGUGGAGGAUUUGGGCAUGUCACCUUCGCAAUACAAUUGGACGUUGACGGUGUUCUUCUUCUUCUACGCCGCGUUCGAGGUGCCUAGUAAUCUGCUGUUGAAGAAGCUUAGGCCGAGUAUCUGGCUCCCGAGUAUCAUGGUUGCGUGGGGGACUGUCAUGACGCUCAUGGGCCUCGUGCAGAACUACCAUGGGCUCUUGAUCGCGCGUAUUUUCCUCGGCAUCACGGAAGCUGGUUUGUUCCCUGGCGUCGCAUAUUAUAUCACCAUGUGGUACUGCAGGCACGAAGCCCAGUUCCGUCAAGCGCUGUUCUUCAGUGCCGCGUCCGUGGCUGGAGCUUUCUCCGGUCUCCUUGCCUUCGGAAUCGCGAAGAUGGAUGGAAUCGCAGGUCUGGAGGGGUGGAGGUACAUCUUCAUCCUGGAGGGCAUCCUUACGGUGGUUGUUGCGGUCAUUGCCUUCUUCACCCUGUACGAUUUCCCCGAGACGGCAGGAUUCCUGACUGAAGAGGAACGCGCGUUCGUUGUGUUCCGUCUGAAGUACCAGGGCUCUCAGGAGCACAAUGGUGUCCGCGUUGCGCAAGACGACACGUUCCAGUGGAAGUAUGUCAAAGCUGCUUUCCUCGAUUGGCAAAUUUGGACAAACAUCUGGGUGUAUUGGGGUAUGUUGAUUGAUCUUCAUUUCUAUGUGACAAAUCUGACUUUGGCAGGCAUUGUUUGCCCUCUCUACGGUAUCUCGCUGUUUCUCCCUACAAUCAUUAAUGGUCUUGGAUACACAUCUUCUCAGGCCCAGCUACUCACGGUUCCGAUCUACGUUACCGCAUCUAUUCUUGCCAUCGCUGUGGCCUGGUGGAGUGAUCGUGUCGGCAAACGGUAUCCCUUUAUUCUUGUAUGCCUGUGCAUCAUGCUUGUUGGCUUCGUCAUGGCCAUCUCGACCGGUACUCCUGGUGUCAUCUACGCUGGUGUCUUCAUCGCAGCCUGCGCGCUUUACCCAGCUUUCCCGGGUAACAUCACAUGGCUCAGCAACAACCUUGCAGGUUCGACCAAAAGAGCUACGGGGCAGGCUAUUCAGAUUGCCGUUGGCAACCUUGCGGGCGCGAUGGCUUCGAAUUUCUAUCGCGCGGCUGACAAGCCUCGGUACACAUUGGGCCAUGGCCUUGAAAUCGGCUUCAUUGUGGCGGGUAUAAUCGCACUCCUGUUCCUGGUCUUCAACUAUAAGCGCAUCAAUCGCAAGCGAGAGCGCCAGUUGGCCGAGGGCGCUCAUAAUGGUUAUACGCCGGAGGAGAUGAGCGCGUUGGGUGAUCGCGCAAUCACCUUCAAAUACUUCUUGUAA